AUGGAUCUCCCCGAGCUGUACAGGCUGUUCGACGUUGAGGCUGACCCGACUGUGCUGCCACAGUUCAACCUGGACUUCACCUUCGCCAAUACUGCCCUCCCCGACGCCAUUGGCCUGCCCUUUGAAGCCGGCGGCAUCCCGUCCGCCUCCCCAAACACACAUAUCCCCGGCACCGCCAACGCGGGCCAUCCGGAUGUCCACAUCAUCGCCGCCGCCGCCGCCGGCAACCACCGCACCGCACUCGUGCCUGCUUCUCACGACCAGGCAGACUGGGCCCUCGCGGAUCAGGCACGCGGCGCCGGCAUCCCCAAACAGCGGCAAAGGCGCUUCGCCCCGCGCAGCCGCCACGGAUGUCUCACCUGUCGCGCCCGCCGCAAGCGCUGCGACGCCCAGCGGCCUGUAUGUCGCGCCUGUAUCCGUGUCAACGUCGAGUGCGAGUGGCCCAGCAAGGGGCGCGCCUCCGACUAUCACCGCCGUGAUCUGGACACCGAGGCCAACGAUCACCAGCACGGCUGUGACGAGCAGCAGCAGCAGCAGCCGGCCAGACCCGAGGCCGCAGCACGCGGCUCCUUCGUCACCUCGGACUAUAUGGCUGCCUCUUUGUCGUCUUCGUUGUCUUCUUCGUCUUCUUCCACGGCUACCGUCCCUCAGGCUCCCAGCUACUCGACGCUGCCCAACCGCUUCAACCGCAAGCUCUCCGCCAAGGACGCCGCCCUGGAACGCCACCUGCUGACCUACUACGUACACAGCUUCAUCCCCCGCGUCACCAUAGCCAAGUCGUCCACCAACGUCUUCACAUCCCUCUACAUCCCCAUGUCCUUCCAGCACUCCGGCGUCCUCGACGCCAUCAUCGCCUGCGCCGCCGCCCACCUCGCCAAGUCCACCCAGAGCUUCCACAAAAGCCAGGAGCUGCACCAGGUCGUAGUCCAGCGCCAGCGGCUUGCCCUCGACUACGUCAAGAGCCAGGUGGAGAACCCGUCAAUGGCCGACGGCGUGGGAGAGCAGGGCGACUACAAGCUCGAGGUGGUGGUGGUCCUGCUGCUCCUCGUCGGCCUGGAGACGCAGACCGGCGGCCGCGGCUUGCGCUGGAUGCAGCAGAUUCAGUGGGUUCGGCAGCUGCUCCAGAGACAGGCGGCAUCCGUAACGGAUGUCUGGAAUUCUUGGGAAGUGGACUGCGUUCUGAACCACUUCGUCUAUCACGACGUCAUGUGCCUCAUCAUGGAAGAUGUCCUGGACCCAGAGACCCGCUCUGGUCUGUCUGAUGACUCUACUUUGGCUGACAGCCCGCCGUUGGCUAUGCCACCUCUACCGCCGCCUCUGCCGAUGGACCCAGUUCACUCCAGCCAGGGUUGCUUCGGCGCUUCAUCCUGCGGCCCUGCCUCGCCUGUGGUCCCGAGCAUACAUGUACAUGUAGGCAACACCAACAUGGACAUCGACUGCCUUCUCGGCUUGUCCACAGAUCUGUUCAAGCUCAUCAUGAGACAACGCGACUUGCGUGAGGCCCGCUACUGGCUGCCGGGCGCCGACGACUCACACUUCUGGGAGCUCGAGACGGAAAUCUCGAAUUGGCAAUACAACAACGAUCUGGCUGCCUCCCUGGACGUCAACACUCGUCUGGAUCUAAUCGCACUGGCCGAGUGUCAUCGCCUUACGGCCCUCAUCUUGCUCUACCGUCAACACACUGGCCGAUCCUACUAUCUGCCGGAUCUGGCCUCGCAGAUCAUGUCCAUCAUCCCCCGCAUAAGCCCAGACAGCCCCGUGGCUCCCGCCUUGACCCCCAUCCUGUUCCUGGCCGGCGCCGAGCUGACAUCGGAGGUGGAUAUUACAUUGUGCGCAAGCAGGCUGAGGAGCAUCAAGGACGGCAUCAAGAUGAUGAACGUUGCGCCGGCCGAGGAGGUUUUGCGUCAUGUAUGGAACGACAGGUUACAAAACAAAAUUUCGACCGACUGGCUCAAGGUGAUGCGCGCAAGGCAUUGGACUAUCAACCUGGGUUGA
Trichoderma breve is the source of this 1995-nucleotide messenger RNA. Its product is annotated as fungal specific transcription factor domain-containing protein. Gene Ontology annotation, cellular component: nucleus. Bases 1 to 1995 code for a protein of 664 amino acids. Gene Ontology annotation, biological process: positive regulation of transcription by RNA polymerase II. NCBI's taxonomy places the organism in Eukaryota, Fungi, Ascomycota, Sordariomycetes, Hypocreales, Hypocreaceae. The record is from RefSeq and is a predicted model, not a curated record. Gene Ontology annotation, molecular function: zinc ion binding; DNA-binding transcription factor activity, RNA polymerase II-specific; transcription cis-regulatory region binding. The transcript has a single exon.